Molecule: messenger RNA, 2284 nt
Organism: Anopheles merus
Lineage: Eukaryota; Metazoa; Arthropoda; Insecta; Diptera; Culicidae
Gene: Droj2
Product: dnaJ homolog subfamily A member 1
Exons: 1
Coding region: 303-1505 (400 amino acids)
Biological process (GO): protein refolding; response to heat
Cellular component (GO): cytosol; cytoplasm
Molecular function (GO): ATP binding; Hsp70 protein binding
Source: RefSeq, a predicted model, not a curated record
AACAAUUCACGUAUGUUCGAGACCGAUCCAGUGUCAAGUUGUUCUCGACGGUUCGUACCUCCCCGUACGGCAGUGCUAAAAAUCUCACCUGCGCCGCCAUUUUAGCAAAGUUUGUUCCUCGUUUUCAGCGAAGUCGACUGUGGAAAAUCGCUCGUGCAGCCCUAGCGCAACAAAGCGGAAAGGAAAAAGGAGAAGAAAAGAGCAACUCAUCAGCGAGCCACCAUCAUCACCGAGGCAAAGUACGUUCUCCGCGAGUGAAAAAGGAAAACCCCCAGAAAAGGUACCGUGUGCGCGAAUCAAUAAUGGUGAAGGAGACGGGAUUUUACGAUGUGCUCGGCGUAAAGCCUGGCUGCUCCCCGGAGGACCUGAAGAAGGCGUACAGAAAGCUCGCGAUGAAGUACCAUCCGGACAAAAACCCGAACGAGGGCGAGCGCUUCAAGGCGAUCUCGAUGGCGUACGAGGUGCUGUCCGAUCCGGAAAAGAAAGCGAUCUACGACGAAGGCGGCGAGGCGGCCAUCAAGCAGGGCGGUGCGGGUGGGGGCGGCUUCCACAGCCCGAUGGACAUCUUCGACAUGCUGAUCAACGGCGGAAUGGGCGGCGGGCGGAGGGAGCAGCGCGGUCGCGACCUGGUGCACCGGCUGACCGUGACGCUGGAGGAGCUGUACAGUGGCGCGACCCGGAAGUUGUCCCUGCAAAAGAGCGUUAUCUGUGAUGGGUGCGACGGCAUCGGCGGCAAGCGGGGUACCGUGCACAAGUGCGUCCCCUGCAACGGUACGGGCAUACUGACGAAGGUCCACCACAUCAUGCCCGGCUUCAUGCAGCAGAACAAAGUGCCGUGCCGCGCCUGCCAGGGGCAGGGCGAGGUGUUCGACGAGAAGCACAAGUGCAAAAAGUGCGACGGCCAGAAGAAGGUGCGCGACAAGAAGAUACUGGACGUGCACAUCGAGAAGGGUAUGCGCGACGGGCAGAAGAUCGUCUUCAGCGGCGAGGGCGACCAGGAGCCGGGCCUGCAGCCGGGCGACAUUGUGAUAGCGCUGGAGGAGAGACCGCAUCCGGUGUUCAAGCGCUCCGGCAAGGAUCUGAUGAUGGAGAUGCGGCUCGAGCUGUCCGAGGCGCUGUGCGGCUUCCAGAAGGUCAUUACCACGCUCGACAAGCGCAGCCUCGUCAUCACGUCGAUGCCGGGCGAGGUGAUCAAGCAUUCCGCGUUCAAGUGCAUCAUGGACGAGGGCAUGCCGCAGUGGAAGAACCCGUUCGAGAAGGGGCGGCUCAUCAUGCAGUUCCGCGUGGUGUUCCCGGACUCGCUGCCGGGCGAGGCGGCCAAGCUGCUGGAACAGUACCUGCCCCCGAAGCCGGCCGAGGAGAUCCCGCAGGACGUGGAGAUGGUCGAGCUGGUCGAGCUGGAUCCGGAGCAGGAGUCCCGCAACCAGUACAAGAACGCGUACGAGGAGGACGAGGAGGACGGUGGCACCCCGGGCGUGCGGAUUCAGCAGUGCGCGACCAGCUAAAUGCGCUGCCCCGCCCGCUCCAAGGACACCAUCCUUCCUUUUUCCCCCUCCCUUCCCCGCAUCCAUCCAGCCUUCCUCACCGUUUUUUGACCAUUGUGGCGUGUAGCUGUUAGCAGCUGGUGACGUGUGCAAAUGGCAUCAUUGACGGCGCGCGCUCUUUCCUGUCCCGUUUCAAAUCGCUGCUCUGGCGCCGUGUGUUUUUUCCGGCAAAACCACCACCACCUCCACCACCAACCUUCUUCACUCCUCAACAUCAACAACAAGCACACGCGGGCGUCCCAGCGACGCAGUUUACGGAAGACGAGGAAAGAGAGAGCACGAGCGACUGUGGUACAGUAGGGAGCGCAGCAAGCUGUGUGGAGCAAAAUAGGAAACAAAUUGUCAGCUUACUGUCCAGCAAGGGGAGAGCAGCUGUAAAACCACGACUACACAAACCAAGGCAAGACAAGCAGCGCAGACAGAGUGGAACAAAAAUUAUACCAACGGUACAGAACAACUUGAGAGGGAAAGGGGGGAAGGGGGGGGGGACAAAUAGCGCAACCUACGGGUGCGUACGCGCGCGCACGUAUUCCCCUUUUUUCGCGGAAUGAAGCAUAAUAAAUUAUUAGCACAUCAAUCUGGAUUAAAGGUUAAACACACAAACAAGAGACACUACCGGAAGGCUGAAAACUCUCAACCCAAAAGAAACGAAACAAAAAACCCCCCGACUCCGUUGUGCAAAUUCACUUACUCUGCAAAGCAAAUGAGAACAACCCUUAUUACUCCCCUCCCCGAGAGAA